AUGCACAAGAAAUCUAUAACUAUAUUUUUCAUCAUAAAUUGGUUGAUUUAUUUAAUGCAGGUUACUGGGAUUCAGGGAAAUGUAGUAAACGCGGUAAUAAAUCUGAAGUCGCAAUAUACUUGGUACAUAUGCAGCUCACAACCAACAAACUCGAUUAUAUACAAUUUAUCAGUAACGGACGGCAAGAAAUUCCCAAACCCACCAAACUUUGGCCAACAAAAACUCGGCUACAUCUACAAAGCGACAAGUUCCUCAAUGAAUGGUGUAAUAGCUGCUGUACUUAACACAACAAGUCUCGAAUCGUACCUAGACCCAAAUGCGAAAAUAAUUUAUAUUCGGGCCGCGGCGUCUUGUUACAUUCAACAGCCAGAAAUAGUGGCGGUUACUGAUUGUGAUAUUAAUUAUCAGUGGAAUGUGUAUACGCCGUUAUGUCUUGCUGUGACGAAUCCUAAUAAGAGACAGAUACAAUUUCAGUUGUCGUUAUCUUUUGAUCCAAAUCAUCAGGAUCAGAUUUUCCUUCUUUGA
Ambispora gerdemannii is the source of this 525-nucleotide messenger RNA. The record is from the annotation of a GenBank genome assembly. Lineage: Eukaryota; Fungi; Glomeromycota; Glomeromycetes; Archaeosporales; Ambisporaceae.